Molecule: messenger RNA, 1030 nt
Organism: Daldinia decipiens
Lineage: Eukaryota; Fungi; Ascomycota; Sordariomycetes; Xylariales; Hypoxylaceae
Product: carbohydrate esterase family 3 protein
Exons: 3
Coding region: 267-962 (231 amino acids)
Molecular function (GO): phosphatidylcholine lysophospholipase A1 activity
Source: RefSeq, a predicted model, not a curated record
GAUGGUUGAAUAUCACUGCCAUUUUGGAUUUUGGAUUCUCGGAGACCUGCGGAGGUUUGAUGCGGUGGUGAGACGGCUAGUCUCAGAUGUAAAUGGCUACCCUGAGCUAUCUCUUAGGCUGAGGAUAUAAGUCGACAUGAAGAUAAACAUAUGAUUAAAGAGCUGGCCAUCUGGUCAUCUUAUAAUUUAGUAUUUGGUAUCUUCAUCCCUUACUAUAUAUCAAACUACCCUCGAUAAAUGCUCAUCUUCAAAGAGGCCUUGCAGCCAUGAAGUUCAGGGGGGUAUUUUCAGCAUCUUGCCUAAUAGGCACGGUGUUUUCCCAGUCGAAGUUAAAGAUUAUGCCAUUGGGAGACAGCAUAACCGAGAUCACUUGUUGGAGGGCAAAGCUGUGGAAUGGCUUGAAAGCAAAUAACUUGACGGAUAAGAUCGAGUUCGUCGGCUCGAUGAACAAUACUCAGAGUUGCGAUACGCAAGACGCGGAGUUUGCUAAACAGCACCACGAAGGCCAUACGGGUUAUCUCGCGAUCGAUGUAGCGUACGACCAUAUCGACGGGUGGCUCAACGAUACCAAGCCCGACAUCGUCACGUUUAUGCUUGGUACGGAUGAUAUUGCUCGGGGCCGACGGUUGGAGGAUGUUGUAGAGGCGUACACGAAUAUGGUGCAAUCGAUGCGGCAGUACAACGAACACGUACAGGUUAUCGUCAACACCGUGGUCCCGCUACCGACAAAUAUGAACCCUGUGAAGAGGCUCAACGAAAUGAUCCCGGACUGGGCAGUCGAGCAGAACAAGACCGAGUCGCCGAUCUACGUUAACGAUAUAUACCCGUUCCCAAAUACCUUCCUAAAGGACGGCAUACAUCCCAACGACGAGGGCGAGGACCGUAUUGCUGAUGGGUUGAAUUCGCUUUUGACGUGGAUUAUUAAUUCGAAUUCGACGAAUAACACUACUGUGCCUAGUUGAAAAAAAGGGGGAGCACGUACUCCGGGAGAAUAUAAAAGGGAGUAUCAGAAGUACGGGGAUCGUGAGUU